GAGGCUUUCUGUCUGGGACAGGUAGGCAGCAAGAAACUUGGGAGAACUUGGAAAAACAGGGCUUGAACCAGGAGAAGCCUGCACCAUGUCUGGAUCUAUACCAUUCUACCAGAAGCAACAUCGCAGCUACGACCGCGGCUACCGAAGCAGGGAAACAGAGUCAAAAGUGAGCCAGUACCAAGCCAGCAGCAGAUAUGCAGCUGGCAGCAGCUCCUCCGCCGCCAGCUAUACCAGGGGACUUAAAUUGUCUUCACAUUCUGGGCUGGAGGCGAGCAGACUGAGCCCCAUACCAAAGCGAGCCAAGCCAUCUUACUUGGCUGUGGAUAAAGAGAACCAAAUCAUCGGCUACGUAGUGCCGAUCUUCAGGGGCAGUGAAGACUUUGCCACGGGACUUUUGGAUACAGGGGAAGCCAGGGUGAGGGACACUGCUGCUUACAUGGCUCGCAGGGAUUUGUUCACCAGUGGGCUGGAGAUGGAGAGGUCAGAGCUGAUCUCCAGGAGGGAGGCCAUGCGUGGAACAGCAGAACGCAUCUCCCUGAACAAAAGGAUCCAUGAACACGAGGAGCACUUUAAGCGCAUGAACGAAGACAGCCUGAUGCAUCCCCCGGAGUUUGUGAUUAAACCACGCUCCCACACUGUGUGGGAGAAGCAGUGUGUGCGGCUGCAUUGCACCGUCAAUGGCUGGCCUGACCCACGGGUCGUCUGGUACAAAAACAAUGUGGCAAUUGACCCUCUUUCCGCCCCUGGCAAGUAUAAACUUGAGAGCAGAUACAGCGUCCACUCAUUGGAGAUUAACAAAUGUGACUUUGAUGACACAGCGCAGUAUCGUGUCUCUGCAAUGAACUCCAAGGGAGAGCUGUCUGCAUUUGCCUCCGUCGUUGUUAAGAGGUUCAAAGGUGACAUCGAUGAGUCCCUGCCAGCACCCAGACAUGGCCCAGUGUCUGAGUAUGGCAUCAACUUCCAGACUCACAUUGUGGAUAAGUUUGGUGUGUCAUUUGGGAGAGAGGGGGAGACCAUGAGUCUGGGAUGUACGGUCAUCAUUUACCCUUCUCUGCACCGUUACCAGCCCGAGAUCCAAUGGUACAGAGACGAUGUCCUGCUGACUGCUUCCAAAUGGAACCACAUGCACUGGAGUGGAGAUCGUGCCACGCUGACGCUCACACAUCUGAACAAAGAGGAUGAGGGACUCUACACCCUGCGUGUCACCACCAAGUCUGGAUAUGAAACCUACUCAUCUUACAUCUUUGUCAGAGAUGCUGAUGCUGAGGUUGAAAGAGCUCCAGGUGCCCCUCUGGAUGUGCGCUGUCUGGAAGCCAAUAAGGAUUACAUCAUUGUCACCUGGAAGCAGCCAGCUAUCGAUAGAGGAGAUUCCAUCCUGGGCUACUUUGUGGACAGAUGUGAGGUUGGAACCAACCACUGGAUCCAGUGCAAUGACACCCCGGUUAAGUUUGCCCGUUUCCCCGUCACCGGCCUGGUGGAGGGUCGCUCCUACACUUUCCGCGUUCGUGCUGUUAACAAAAACGGGAUGAGCCGCCCGUCCCGAGUCUCUGAGCCGGUGGCUGCCAUGGACCCGGCAGACCGUGCUCGCAUGAGAGGUACCUCUGCUCCCUGGACUGGUCAGAUCAUCGUCACAGAGGAGGAACCUGCAGAGGGCAUCGUUCCUGGCAGACCACUUGAACUGCAGGUGACAGAGGCCACCAAGAACUAUGUGGUGCUGAGCUGGAAACCACCAGGAGGGAAAGGCCUUGAGGGUGUCAUGUACUACGUGGAGAAGUGUGUCUCAGGCACAGAUAGCUGGCAGAGGGUUAACACAGAGAUCCCGGUCAAGUCUCCUCGCUUUGCGCUGUUCGAUCUCGCCGAGGGAAAAUCCUACAGCUUCCGUGUCCGCUGCUGCAACUCCGCUGGUGUCGGCGAGCCAUCCGACCCAACUGAUGCCACCACUGUUGGCGACAAGCUUGAUAUCCCAUCAGCCCCAGGAAAAGUCAUCCCCACCAGGAACACAGACACAUCAGUCGUUGUGUCUUGGGAAGCGUCCAGUGAGGCCAAAGAGUUGGUGGGAUAUUACAUUGAGAGCAGUGUUGUGGGAAGCAAUGAGUGGGAGCCGUGCAACAACAAGCCUGUUAAAGGAACCAGGUUCAUCUGCCACGGUCUGAUGACAGGAGAGAAGUACGUGUUCAGGGUGAGGGCAGUAAACGCAGCAGGACUCAGUCAGUUCUCACCUGAGUCUGAGCCUGUGGAGGUCAAAGCAGCUAUUGCCUCUCCUACUCCACCCUAUGGCAUCAGUGUGCUGGAGUGUGUGCGUGACUCUAUGGUGCUGGCCUGGAAACAGCCAACCUCCAUCGGCGGCGCUGACAUCACAGGAUACUUUGUGGAUUACCGUGAAGUCAUUGAUGGUGUGCCGGGGAAAUGGCACGAGGCCAACAUCAGGUCUGUCAGCGAGAGGGCCUACAGGGUGUGUGACCUGAAAGAGAACAUGAAGUAUCAGUUCCAGGUGAGGGCGGCCAACAUGGCGGGUGUCGGCAUCCCAUCGCUGGCCAGUGACACCUUCCUGUGUGCGGAGUGGACCAUUGCUGUGCCAGGACCUCCUCAUGACCUGCAGAUCAGAGAGGUGCGAGACGACUCCCUGGUCCUGCUGUGGAAACCACCUGUGUAUCAGGGCCGCGACCCAGUCAAUGGGUUCUACAUCGACAUCAAGGAGGCAGAGGCUCCAGAGGAGGCAUGGAGAGGAGUCAACACGAAGGCUACAGAGAAGACGUACCUCAAGAUAACAAGCCUGAAGCAAGCAGAGACGUAUGUGUUCCGUGUGCGCGCUCAGAAUAAAGCUGGUGUUGGGAAUGUCUCAGAUGUGACAGAGCCGGUCCCAGCUGUGACCAAACCAGGCUCAAAGGAGAUCGUUGUUGACGUUGAUGAUGACGGUGUCAUCUCCCUGAACUUUGAAUGCUGUGACAUGACCCCCGACUCCAAAUUUGUGUGGUCCAAGAACUAUGAGGAAAUUACAGACCCAUCCCGCAUGACUGUAGAGACCAAGGGGAACAAGUCCAAGGCUGCUUUCAUGACUCCUGGAGAGGAGGACAUCGGCAUUUACUCAUGUCUCGUCACUCACACUGAUGGUGCUUCAUCCAGCUACACUCUCUCUGAGGAAGAGUUGAAGAGGCUGCUUGAGAUCAGUCACGACCACAAGUUCCCCAUAAUCCCCCUGAAGUCAGAGCUGGCUGUGGAGCUGCUGGAGAAAGGAAAAGUUCGCUUCUGGCUGCAGGCAGAGAAGAUCUCAGCAAACGGCAAAGUGGAUUAUAUCUUUAAUGACAAUUCUCUCUCUCAAGGGGAGAAAUACAAGAUGAACUUUGAUAAGAACACCGGUGUGAUUGAGAUGACCAUGGACUCUCUGACCCGGAUGGAUGAAGGCACCUACACCUUCCAGAUGCAGGACGGGAAAGCUACCAACCAGUCCAGCCUGGUCCUGAUAGGGGACGUGUUCAAGGACCUCCAAAAGGAAUCCGAGUUUCAGAUGAAAGAGUGGGUCAGGAAGCAAGGCCCCCACUUUAUUGAGUAUUUGGGUUACGAGGUAACACCAGAGUGCUGCGUUGUGAUGAAAUGCAAAGUGGGCAAUAUGAAGAAGGACACGUCAGCGCUGUGGUACAAAGACGGACGUGAGAUCAAAGCAGACGAGAACCUCGGCUUCACAGAGGGAGUGCUCAAACUGGAAAUAGCUCAGCGCGACUCCCCUGCAGACACAGGCGACUAUGCCGACAGCCUAAUCUGGAGAAGACUAAAAAUUUCCAAGAAGGACUCUGGUGUGUAUGAGGUGGUCCUGAAGGAUGACAGAGGAAAGGACACAUCCACUUUGAAUUUGACAGAUCAAGGUUUCAAAGACUUGAUGAAUGAAGUUUUCAGUUAUAUCGCCAAUUCUUCCACCCCGCUGAAGAUCACGAGCACAGAUCAGGGCAUCCGACUCUACACCUUCGUCAGCUAUUACAAUGACUUGCUGCAAGUGACAUGGCACUACAAGGAUUCAGCCAUCGCCUUCUCUGACCGUAUAAAGAGCGGGGUGGUGGGAGAGCAGCUGUGGCUUCAGAUCACAGAGCCCACAGAGAAAGACAUGGGCAAAUACGCCAUUGAGUUCAACGAUGGAAAAGGCGGCCUGAGGAGGACCGUUGAGCUGUCUGGUCAAGCAUUUGACGAUGCUUUUGCAGAAUUCCAGAGACUCAAAGCUGCUGCUAUUGCAGAAAGAAGUCGUGCUCGAGUUGCAGGAGGCCUGCCUGAUGUGGUCACCAUACAGGAGGGCAAGGCCCUCAAUCUCACCUGCAAUAUUUCGGGUGACCCCUUGCCAGAGGUCACCUGGCUGAAGAACGACAGAGAGAUCACAUCCGAUGAUCACAUCAUCCUGAAGUUUGCAUCUGGCAAGUUUGCCAGUUUCACCAUCACCGCCGUGAACACGUCAGACUCUGGCAAAUACAGCAUCCUGGUGAAGAACAAGUACGGCACAGAGAGCGGGGACUUCACCGUAAGUGUCUUCAUCCCUGAAGAGGCGGGCGGCAAGAAAAAGUAAAAGCGGUCCAAAUCUUGUCGUAAAUAUGUACAAAUGAAAAACGCUGGAGACAGUUAAAGAAAAAAAACGCUUGAAGAAUGUGUGAGAUGUUUUGUGUAGAACAAAAUAAAUACUUCAGAGGUGCUGAAUCUGAAACAGAUGUCCCACAGCUCAGAGAAAAAAACCCAGAGUGUGGUUCAGAGUUAAUUAAAAUAAGUACUCAUUUGGUCCAAUGAUAACAGAUCUAACCAAACAUUAAAAAAAGAGUACAAUUGGUGCAAUUUCAGUUUUUGUGUGUGAAAUUAUGGCUUACAAAGAGCCAAAUUAAUUUUGCCAUGUUAGCUACAGAGGGAAAAAAUGCAACAUAACUUGACACACGAAGGAUUGUUGAGUUGAGUGCAAAGGUGAAUUUUAGAAAAGAAAUAAUGAUUUUACUGUGGAAUGUCCAUUAAUAAGACAGGUUAAUGGUAUUACAUGUUUUAACCUAUUUGCUAUGAAUUUACUUUAAACAGCUUCAAAACUUCCAAUAUCACCUGAUUGAUCCUUGCAUAUUUCAUGCCUUUUGGGCAGCAAUUUAGGAGCUAAUUUGAAUAUAAUAUUGAAAGGAAAAUGUUUUAUUAACAUAUUAACAGUAAUAACGUCAUUAUGAAAAUUACAUCAGGCUGGCCUUAGCAAACAGCUUUCAUGUCUCUUUAAAUUAGCAGCCAGACAAAACCAGGCUAUUGCUCCACAGGCAGUGUUAUUAACUUCCUUCUGAAAAUGUUCACGUGAAGAGAAAGGACUAGUAAAUGUUUCUGAAAAAUUAAUCUCUAAACAUAAACCAAAAAGAGCAGGAAAAAGCAGCUAACAAAAUAUCCAUAGCUUCUAUGAAAAAUGUCUAGUUGAUUCAAAACAAAGUACAUUAACUAGUAAUAAAUUGUGGUGUUUUUUUUAAAUAAUCAUGACCCAAGGUGGUAUUUAAAAAAAUAACCCUUGCUUCUGUUUCUAGAAGUAACUCUGAGCGACUUAAACUCUAUUGUUAGCUUAACAAGCUAAUGGUUUUCCAGAAAAGUACAGUUAAGUUCACAACAUUUGUUGCAAAUGGGCUAAAACAUGAUGUUAUAUGUGAUGUGCCAUCUCAUCAGAGUUUACAUUAAGGCCUUUUUUUGUAAUUAUUCACAGUCAUUUGUAUGUUGUAAUCGUGACAUCACUUCCCUUGUCUCCCUGUCUGUAGUGAGCACUGUUUGCACACUGUCUUUACUGUGACUUAUCAUUGUUACAUAUCCCCUCCACUGUAGUCCUUUAUUUAUGACUAUGAUGCCUCCUUUAUAAUGUGAUGAUGUUGAUGACAAUGCCACUGUAAUGAAGACUGUCACAUCACACAGUUUUUAUUGUUGCAUCACUUCCUGUUCCCCUGUUUCUCAAUGAGACUAAUAAAAACAAGCAUGUAUC
Notolabrus celidotus (New Zealand spotty) is the source of this 5956-nucleotide messenger RNA. RefSeq names its product myomesin 1b (gene myom1b). Gene Ontology annotation, molecular function: protein binding. NCBI's taxonomy places the organism in Eukaryota, Metazoa, Chordata, Actinopteri, Labriformes, Labridae. The record is from RefSeq and is a predicted model, not a curated record. The transcript has 38 exons. Bases 86 to 4546 code for a protein of 1486 amino acids.